CGUUAUAUAUAGUAUUUCUAAAAAUUAAGUUGAUCUCAUUUUUAAUUCUCUUCAAAUGUAAAAAAAAAAAAAACAUUUUGUUGCAGAGCAAAUUUCGUCAAAAUGAAUAAAGAUCGCAACGAACCUACAAACAGCACAAAACCUACGUCCAGAAAACGUCGCUUCAGCGCAAAUGACUUGGAUGUCAAUAACAAAACGGAUGCCUCUGUAAAGAAUCAGAAUGAGAAAUUUUAUUUCUAUAGAAAUAAUGAAAACACUGCGUCUAAUGGUAAAACUCCUAUGAGAAAACUUCGAUCCGCUCCUGAUGAUAUUAAGAACAUGGAUAGCUUUCCAAAACCUCAAAGCAAAUCAAUUCUCAAUGAUAAAGAAAAUGCUACAAAUUCUGAAACUGCUAAAAUAAAAAAUGAAAAAAUGAAUGAUUUUUUUAAGAAGCAAAAUAAUUUGAUGAAAAAUUUGAAAUCCGCCCUGCAAAAAUCCAUUGCUGACAAUCAAAAGGCUAAUUGUGCCUUGGAAGAGAAAAAUAGACGUAUCGAAGAAAUGCAAAAAAGCAUUGCCAACGGUGACAAUGAGCUGAAAAAAGUCAAAGCCGAUUUGAAUUCAGCCAAAGAGGAUUGUAUGAAAACUCUUAAGGACUUCAAUAUAUUCAAAGAAAAAUUCUGUAAACUUGAAAUUCAUUAUGACUCUGUUACCAAAAUGCAAAAUCGUCAAAUGCAGGCUGUGCAAAGUCAGCUUGAUGAAGAAAAGGCAAGAGAAAAUAGCCGUAUUCUGGAGCUUGAAAAAAAAUUAGAGGAUAUUAAAGAACAGUUGAAUGAACGUAAUCAAGCUUUUGUGCAAAUUAAUUCAAAUUAUGCCGAAAUAAUGGGCAAAUAUGAAAAAACUCGCCAAGAAAUAGAGCAAGUGCAAAAGGAUUUUGAAAUUUAUCGAAAUCAAGUGAUUGCAGAACAAAAAGCUAAUGAGGAAAAAAUGCAGCAAGAAUUGGUCCAAUUCAGGAAAGAUGUAACAAGCAAAGAACAACAUCAACUUGAGAUUAUAGCUAAUAUGCAAAAAGAAUUAAUGGAAAAGGAUGAAGUUAUUCGUCAGAGUAAAGAGGAAAAAGCAACAAUGGAACAAGAAAAGAAUGCUAAAAUUAGCGAGCUUACCUACAAAAUCAACCAAAUUGAGAAACUUUUUGGACAGCCUACCAAGUCUGUUAUUCCAAUGAACGUAAAUACUACUGCAGCUAUAACCAACACUAAGAAAUCUUCUCCAAAGCCUUCGGUAAAUGUGGACCCUACAAGCAAAGAUAUAGCAAAUUCCCAUAGAGAUUCAACAGAGACAAAUUCUAGCGAAGAGAAAUUUUUACGAUUGCGUGCCAAAAAAAUUCCCAGACCAGAAAAACUGUCAUACACACCAGUAACUGGUAGUGUGGCCAGAGACAACGCUGUAAACAAAAAGCGAGGCGUUCAGACCUUAAAAAAUUUGCCCUCACCGAAAUCUAUAAAUAACUCUGGUCAAGCUUCUUCGGUAUCUGAUGACGAUGAUGAUGAACUUGUAUUUCCAAUAUGGCUACCCAAAAUGAACAACGAAGGCUAUGUGCCAGAAACCGAGACCGAUGCUUCAGAAAGUUUUGUUAAAUCAAAACGUUCUAAGAAAGUAAAAUGAUAUGGAUAUUCAUGGAUUUCCUCAAUCUAUACCAUACAAGAAAAUGUUUGGCGACAAAUGUUAUUCUUUGUGUUACUAACUUUAAUCAACCUUUGGUUGAUCUACUUGUGUACUUACAAAUAUGAAUUUUAGUAAAUUUUUUUUGUUGUAUUAAUUUUUAGUUUUUUUUUCAUUUCCAUAGAUUUAUAAUAAAAACAUCAAUUUAAAUAACAUA
This is a messenger RNA of Stomoxys calcitrans (stable fly), 1855 nucleotides long. Its product is annotated as early endosome antigen 1. The record is from RefSeq and is a predicted model, not a curated record. The transcript has 8 exons. Bases 103 to 1641 code for a protein of 512 amino acids. NCBI's taxonomy places the organism in Eukaryota, Metazoa, Arthropoda, Insecta, Diptera, Muscidae.